Messenger RNA from Penicillium manginii, 618 nucleotides. RefSeq lists its product as uncharacterized. The record is from RefSeq and is a predicted model, not a curated record. The transcript has a single exon. NCBI's taxonomy places the organism in Eukaryota, Fungi, Ascomycota, Eurotiomycetes, Eurotiales, Aspergillaceae. Bases 1 to 618 code for a protein of 205 amino acids.
AUGAGAAAAAAACGCCACGACAAGAUGAUGGAGGAAUGGAUUGAUGUGAAUCAAUUUUACGAAGAAGCUUGGUGGGCAGUCCUUGAUGAUGUGAAUUUAUUUGAUUUUGGGUCUGAAUGGCGUCGUAUUUACGAUGUUUUGCCUGAGAUUGCAUACCCUGUUUAUUUCAGGGAGGUUGAAGAGGGCGAUCAGAAUAUCUUACGGGAUAAUUAUGUUGAGCCACAGGAACACGUGGAGAUGCGGAUGCAUUUCAAAAGAGGUAUCGCAGCUGCGAAACGAGAUGACCCUGAAGCUCGGCGUAACGAUCGCAACACGAUGAUUGAGUCUAUUCAUACGUUACAGAGGGAGGCUGCAUACAGAUAUAUUGUCAUUGCAGAUGAGAAAGCUUUUGAAAGUGGACGGUUACGGGUCAUCUAUCCCGAUGGUCUUCAAAGAAUCAUUCGCGAGGGUCGUAUUGAACCUGAUUAUCAUGAUAUUGGCACUGUUGCGGGCUUAUGGGAAAAUGCUUGCGAAAUACUAGGACCAGAGUGCACAACCCUCGACGAGAAGUAUCAAAUUAAUGGUGAGAUAGGGAAGGAAUUGUAUGAAUUAACUGAAGAGGAUCUCGCAGACCCAUAG